CAGCUGAUUACAAACAACUGACUAUUGAGAAUUGAGAGUAGAUUGUGGAGAGUGAAUCAUAUGUUCAAUUCGGUUGUUCUUGACAUAACAUUUUGCGUUUAUAGUGAUGAGUAUAUUGGCUAUGCAUUCCGUGAAGUAAUAUUUAUUCAAGUAAAAGAUUUAGUAGUGUCUUACAUACUUGCGGUAUUAAAUUUGAAAAACAGUAUAUUUAAAAUAUUGUUCUUUUAUUCUAGUUGAGAAAUAUAUACUAAAGUAAUAAUGUCAGUUCAGCUACCACCCUGUCCUGCUUCUUUGAGGCCUAUACAACACUAUUUGAAAACUGCCUCAGAACAUGAUGGAAGAGAUUCAGUUAUUAGCUAUUGGUGUCGAGUCUAUGCACUGCAAUGUGCAUUGAAGAUAGACAAGAAAUCAGAUGAGGCGAGACUCAUGUUGGUGGCACUGAUGGAUUGGUUAGAGAAAGAGAAGAAGAAACUCUCAGAUAAUGAGGCAAUAACAAAUGAUAUUGCAGCACAAGCUCACAUCGAGAACUACGCUCUGAAAUUAUUUUUGUGGGCAGAUGGACAGGACAGAGCAGGCCAGUUUAACAAAAAUGUUGUAAAAGCAUUCUACACAGCAGGGUUUCUAAUGGAUGUUCUGAGUACAUUUGGUGAGCAGACAGAUGAGAUUCAACAGAAUUGCAAGUAUGCCAAGUGGAAGGCUGCAUACAUCCAUAACUGUCUGAGGAAUGGAGAGAUACCGGUCCCAGGCCCGGUCGGAGGGGACGAAGGAGGGGUAGCUCCUGGCUCCUCCGCAUCACAACCCAAUAUCGGUUUUGAAGACUACCACCAUUCUGGACCUACCCCAUCAGAUUCAUCACAUUCUGACCCCUCUUCGAAUUUUCAGUUCCCCACUCCUCCAAGUGUACCAUCCUCAGCCAAUUUCCCGACUCCUCCAGGUGCGCCAUCCUCAGUCAAUUUCCCGACUCCUCCAGGUGUGCCAUCAACAGGCAAUUUCCCCAAUCCUCCUAGUGGUCCGAACUCAUUUACAAACCUGCCCACACCUGCCUCUAGACCUGCGCCUUCACCCAGUCCGUCACCCGUCCCAUCUACGACUACGGUUUACAACCCUGCCACUGACAGUGUGUACAACCCCUCAAUAA
This is a messenger RNA of Homalodisca vitripennis (glassy-winged sharpshooter), 1138 nucleotides long. RefSeq names its product vacuolar protein sorting-associated protein VTA1 homolog. The record is from RefSeq and is a predicted model, not a curated record. NCBI's taxonomy places the organism in Eukaryota, Metazoa, Arthropoda, Insecta, Hemiptera, Cicadellidae. Gene Ontology annotation, cellular component: multivesicular body. Gene Ontology annotation, biological process: late endosome to vacuole transport via multivesicular body sorting pathway.